GAGAGAGAGAGAGAGAGAGAGAGAGAGAGAGAUUGGCCGCGUGCAUGAAGGUGACUGGAAAGCAGCUGAAUUGAACAAAUUCAAAGGCAGACCACCGUACAGUGCACCAACGUGGAGUAGGAAACAUUUGGCAGCAAGUCUGGUCUGGUCUGGUCUGGUCUUUAGCUUUGCUCACCUGUCGUAUUUUACCUGGCUGAUAGAGUGAACUGCACAAGGUAAGUUGAGCAUGGACUUGGACGUGGAGGGGAUUAUCCACUGCAUCAAGCAGGGAGAUGAGGACGGUCUUCAGAUACAGCUCCAAGAGUUCAACAAAGAGUACGCCCAGUGCUUCUUCUUUGAUGCAGAUGAGAGGGAGAAAAGGAAACAAAAAAAGCUCGAAGAGUUCAAGAAGAAUAAAGUGAGGGACUACGCGGACUCUGACUCCGACAUCGACGAGUUUGACCAGGAGGACCGAGGCCUCAUCCUCAGACAGAAUCUAGCUGUUGUUCUCGUGAGGUUCAUAAGAACAGAAGUCAAAUGCCGUCUGCUGAAAGUGGCUCUGCGCUCCCUGAGGAUCCUGUCCAGGGACAAGAAGGUCCUGGGCCCCCUGGUGACCGACAGCGCCCUCGUGACUCUGGCCAAACUGGCCGGGUUGACGACGGGCGACGACACCGACGAACCCAACGACCCGGACUCCGAUUUCUACGACAACAUCAUUGUUUCUCUUGCCGAGGUCAAAGCGCGGCAGGGUCGCACUGACGAGGACGAAGAUGACGCUGAUGUCGCUGACCUGAAUAUGGAGUGCCCCAACUUUGACGAGGAUGCCAUCAGCAACACCAACAGCGGAGAUCUGGACAGCAUCAGCUGGGCUGGUAGCCACAGGACCAGCAUCAACGAAAUGCACAGAGGCGGCCUCCAUUACAAGGUGCUGGAGCGAGGGCGGAAGGACCGCAGAGAGAGCAAGAUUGAUGGGGUGGAAGAAGAGGAGGAGGAGGGGGAGUCAGCAGAGGAGGCACAGAGGAAAGAGGCCAUGAAGGUGUUGUGUAACGUCGUCUACAACAGCACCUGGGCACAGGAGAGGUUCAGUGCUCUGAGGCUGAUGUGUGGUCUCACAGAGCGUCUGUCGUCUGGUGUCAGCUGCACGUCUCCCUCCAGUGUUCAUUUCUAUGAACUACGUCUCAUGUUCCUUGUUACUGCACUACGGCCAGAGCUCAGCAAUCAGCUCAGACAGGAGGGAGGAGUGUCGAUCUUCACUGCAGCCUUGGAGAGCUGCCUGGGGGUCCAGUGGAAGGACCAGUAUGAGUGCGUUCUGGACCCAGCCGCAUCCCCCAUCUCUCUGGAAGACUCUCAGCGCAUCAUAGAGAUCCUCAAAAUCCUCUUCACCAUCACCUACAGCACCCACAGGCAGGAGCCAAGUGAGGAGGAUGCGGCUCUGUACCGACACCUGGUGGCGAUAUUGCGUCUCUGCCUGAUGAGGAAGUGUGUGCUGCCGGAGGACACUGAUGUGCUGCAGGGCCACACAGUCAACCUGCUGUCAGCGCUGCCUCUCCAGUGUCUUGACGUGCUGCUCAUGGUGCCUCUGACGCCAGACUGCAAGCAGUGUCAGGGAGUCAACAUGGACUGUGUCCACAUCCUGCUGAUGUUCAUGGAGAGACGCCUGGACUUGGGAGAAAAACUCAAAGAGAAGCUGACGCCAAUCCUCAAUCUGCUGACCGAGAGCUGCAGGGCCAACAGAGAAACACGCAGCUACAUCAGGAAACAUAUCCUCCCCCCCCUGAGAGACGUGUCACACAGGCCGGAGGAAGGCAGCACGGUGAAGAAUCGUCUUGUUCGCCUCAUGACUCACCUGGACACAGAUCUCAAACACUGCGCCGCCGACCUCAUCUUUGUCCUCUGCAAGGAAAACGUGAGACGUUUUGUCAAGUACACAGGUUACGGUAAUGCGGCGGGUCUGCUGGCCACCAGGGGUCUGCUGGGGGGCCAAGGCUCCUACUCUCAAGCCCAGUACUCCAGCGACUCCGAUUCAGACACCGAGGAGUACCGACAGGUCAAAGACCGCAUCAACCCGGUCACGGGGCGGGUGGAGGCCGAGCAGCCGAACCCCAUGGAGGGCAUGACGGAGGAGGAGAAGGAGGAGGAGGCUAAGAGGCUGAUCAUGCUCUUCAGCAAGCUGUCCAGAGAAAACAUCAUCCAGCCGAUGUCAGUGGAUGCAGAGGGGAAGCUCGUUCCAAUGUCCCUCACCCAGGAAACGAAAUCAGAGUCAGAGAACGACGAGGAAGAAGAAGAAGGAGAGAUGAACUGAGACUCUUCACAUCAAUUCACUUUAUUGUUUGUUUGAUUUUUGUAAAUAUCCAGUUUCUAAAGUUGUUCAGUGCAUAAAUAUUGACAUGGAUGACAUGGAAAGUAAAGGAUGACGUUCUCAUUUAGAGGCAGCCAGAGAUCCUGACAGUGAAUAACCCAAGAAACCAUGUAAAAUUUUGUAUUCUUUCAAUUCAGGAUAAUAACGUAGAGCAGCUAUGAGGUCACUCUGGUUUUAAUUCUGUGUGUGCAGUAGAUCUAGUAGAAGGAACUAGAUUAGUGGUGAUGACGUUUAUCGUAAAUGUUUUAAUAAAGUCGUGUUUGUUCCAUG
This is a messenger RNA of Mugil cephalus (flathead mullet), 2608 nucleotides long. RefSeq names its product synembryn-A. The record is from RefSeq and is a predicted model, not a curated record. Gene Ontology annotation, biological process: G protein-coupled receptor signaling pathway. Bases 227 to 2281 code for a protein of 684 amino acids. Gene Ontology annotation, molecular function: guanyl-nucleotide exchange factor activity; G-protein alpha-subunit binding. Lineage: Eukaryota; Metazoa; Chordata; Actinopteri; Mugiliformes; Mugilidae. Gene Ontology annotation, cellular component: cytoplasm; plasma membrane. The transcript has 14 exons.